Molecule: messenger RNA, 3191 nt
Organism: Dicentrarchus labrax (European seabass)
Lineage: Eukaryota; Metazoa; Chordata; Actinopteri; Moronidae
Gene: pdha1a
Product: pyruvate dehydrogenase E1 subunit alpha 1a
Exons: 11
Coding region: 111-1283 (390 amino acids)
Biological process (GO): pyruvate decarboxylation to acetyl-CoA
Cellular component (GO): intracellular membrane-bounded organelle
Molecular function (GO): pyruvate dehydrogenase (acetyl-transferring) activity
Source: RefSeq, a predicted model, not a curated record
CUGCCGUUAUUGAAGCCAUAGAAGAAGAAGAAGAGUGAGCGGAGCCGGAAGGACAGAGCAGACAGAAGGACGGAGCCGUGCAGGGAUUGAAGUGAGCUAGCUCGGGAAAGAUGCUGUCCAAUAUCUCCAGUGUGCUCAGAGCUGGUGCUCAGAGAAAUGGAGCUGCUGUGGUCAUGUCAGUGCGCUCCUAUGCUGAUUUCACAACCCAGGCUACCUUUGAAAUAAAGAAAUGUGACGUCCACAAGCUGGACGAGGCCCCUGCCACUCAGGUGGUUAUGACUCGUGAUGAGGGUCUGCAGUACUACCGCACCAUGCAGACCAUGAGGCGUAUGGAGCUGAAGGCAGAUCAGCUGUAUAAGCAGAAGAUCAUCAGAGGAUUCUGCCACUUGUAUGACGGCCAGGAGGCCUGUGCAGUUGGUAUUGAAGGAGGAAUUACUUUGUCGGACCACCUGAUCACUGCGUACCGUGCCCACGGUUACACUUACACCAGAGGAGGGACUGUGAAGGAGAUCAUGGCCGAGCUCACCGGCAGAAGAGGAGGUAUUGCAAAGGGCAAAGGAGGCUCUAUGCACAUGUACUGUAAAAACUUCUAUGGAGGAAAUGGAAUUGUCGGAGCUCAGGUUCCCCUGGGUGCGGGUGUGGCUCUGGCCUGCAAGUACUUUGGCAACAACGAGGUGUGCGUCAGCCUCUAUGGUGACGGCGCUGCCAACCAGGGUCAGAUUUUUGAAACCUACAAUAUGGCAGCACUUUGGAAGCUGCCCGCCAUCUUUGUCUGUGAGAACAACAGGUAUGGCAUGGGCACAUCAGUGGAGCGAGCUUCAGCCAGCACAGACUACUACAAGAGAGGAGACUACAUCCCUGGUCUUCGGGUGGAUGGGAUGGAUGUUCUGUGUGUUCGGGAAGCAACCAGGUUUGCAGCUGAUCACUGCCGAUCUGGGAAGGGUCCCAUUCUCAUGGAGCUUCAGACGUACCGUUAUCAUGGACACAGUAUGAGCGAUCCUGGUGUCAGCUACCGCACACGUGAAGAGAUCCAGGAGGUCCGUGGGAAGAGUGACCCCAUCUCCUUGCUGAAGGACCGCAUGCUUAGCAACAACAUGGCCAGCGUGGAGGAGCUCAAGGAGAUCGACGUGGAGGUGAGGAAGGAGAUUGAAGAUGCGGCUCAGUUUGCUACCACAGAUCCUGAACCCCCACUGGAAGAACUGUGCAACCACAUCUUUUACAACGAUCCACCGCUGGAGGUUCGCGGCACGAACCCGUGGACCAAGCUGAAGUCUGUUAGCUAAGGUUUUUUUCACCCAGCCCCACCACACAUAAUUAUAUAUUAACUCCCAUGCCCCUAACAUAUACGCACACAUCAGAUAAUGUACCAUAAAGUAGUGCCUCAGGCUCAGAACCGUCAACAAGCAUUAAUGUGCUGUACAUUUUAACAGCAGGGACCAUGUUUACAAAGAUGUUCUGAGAAUAAAACAAACAAAGAAUGACAGAAACACUAAUAGAGAAUUAAUUUAUUAGAAUGAUUUUGCUAAUUGCCUCCCCUAUAGUCUCUCUUCUUUACAUUACUCGUAUUGUUGUCUGCAUAUGGACACAGCUCAUUGUUCUACCUUAAGAAGAGGCAUUUACUGCCAUCAGUUUGUACAUUUGGAAAAGCGGCUUCCUACAUAAGUUCCUAUAAGUGCACUCAGAGUUGCCAUAUUCUCCUGAAAUUCUGCCCCAUAUUUAUUUAUAUUUUUCGUAAAGAAUAUACCAAAAGAUGUAGAUUGAUACUUGUGUUUUUAUUUUUUAUUUUAGUGAGAUAUAUUUAAAGUAUUUGUUUCUCUUAAUAUUACACACUUUUGUAAAUCUGGUCCCAAGUGAAUAUAUUUAUAUAUUCUAAAUUUGCUUGUUUGAUGAUUGUCUGUGGUCACUUUUGAGGUGUGAUUAAGCAAAUGUCCAUUCGUCUCUGUUGAUCUCAUAAAAAGACUGUCUGACCUGUAAAAACAAAAAAAAAAGACUUUGUACUCUUUAUACUGAAGUGCACAUGAUAAAACCCUUCAGUUUGAGUUAACUAGUUCUUGUCUUUUUUUUUUAUUUAACCCCCUUGUUACAAAGAUACCACUAGAGGUAGCAGGGUAACGUUACCAACAACAUUCUCAAUAUUUCUCCAUAUGUUUUUCCUUUAAUAUGUAGGACAGAUUAAAGAUUACCAAGGGAAAGGUUUGAAAUGUUUUAAUUUAUCCUGCCAAACCAAACAUGUGCCUGGCAGAUCUUGUGUUGUUUAGAGAGUGUGUGUCUGUGUGUCUGUGUGUGUGUGUGUGUGUCUGUGUGUGUGUAAGCUGAGCAGGUGAUUAUAUGCAUCUUAAAGUCAGAUGUUUGAAGACAUGUUCACUGAGUGUCUUUACAUUCAUAGGGUUAUUUUGCAGAUACUCAGGUGCUUGGGUGCCUUUUUUCAGUUUCACAAACAUACAUUGUUCAUUUGAUAUAUUUGGAGAAGCUCAUUAAAUUUCUGCUGUACAUGUGUGAAUAUUUAUUAUCCUAAAUAUUCACAAUGAAAACUACCACAAGCUGAACGAUCUACGGUGAAAAUGAACUUAAUGACUUUUAGUCGGAGCGCAUUCAUCGGCUAAGCUUUGUUAUUCACAUUAACUUUCUCCAAUCAAAGAAAGAUGUUGGGUUAAAUGUGAUUCAGUUGGGAGAGCAUCAGCAGUUCAGGUGCCAGGUGUAUGUUUUGCUCAAAAGGUGUUUGUGAUAUUUCAACACGCCAGCAGUGGUGCAUUAUUUGCUCAAAUGUACAGAGACAGUAUGUGGACAUUUUGAAUUUCAGUCUGUUUUCUUUCUUGUCAAGUACUUGGACACAUUGUUAAAAACUUUGGACCUCUGGUAAUAAAAUGAAAACAGCCUUCAUAUCAACAUGUACUGCUAGCAUCAAGCUGCUAUGUUAAUUUUCAGUUAAUAAUAUUCAUAAACAUUGCAGCAGUGCUUGUAAUCCUUUAACAGGGAAACAGAAGGGAAAGGGGUUUCCUCUGUAAUGUGAGUCAAAUAGUAAGACAGACUAAACUUUAAAAUGUCAGUACCUGUCUUAAUACAACUGAAAUUGCCUACAAUGAGUAUUUGUUGUAGUAAACUGUUACAUUCAGGGUGGCUGAUGAUGCAAAGAAACGCUCCAUGGAAACUCUGGUUUAAUGUGUGAACUGUAAUAAAAAGACUGAACCGCA